AGUUGAAGCCUCACUUUUCCCAAUAUUCUCGCUUCUUUUCUUUUCUUUUUCUUCUUUUCAUUUUUCAAUUCUCAAGCAAAGCAACAACUUCACUCGAUCACAGUUUCCUCAGCAACAACCAAGCAAACGCCAUUAACACAUCUUCACUCCUCAGUCAGCUAACAGCAAUGGCUGCAUCCGCCACCUCCACCGGCGGUGCGCUGCCGGAGCUAACUAACCGAACUCCCUUACUCGGCCUCAAACUCUACGUCCUACUCCUCAUUGUAGCUCUAAUCGUGAUCGCAACGGUGGUCCUGAUCCUCGUGUUCGUUCGCCGGAGCCGGAGCUCGAAGAAGCGGAAAAUGCGAGUGAAGCACAGCUCCGGCGCGAUCCCACUGGUCUCGAAGGAGAUCGUGGAGGUGAAUACUCUGGAGCUGAAAAUCGAUCCGAAGAAGAAGGAGGUGGAGAUGGAAGAGAGUGCGUCGGUGGAGUCGCCGAACAUAGGGUGGGGACGUUGGUAUAGCCUCAAGGAGCUUGAGAAUGCCACUGAAGGCUUUGCGGAACAGAAUGUGAUCGGAGAAGGAGGCUAUGGGAUUGUCUACAAAGGAAUUCUCAUGGAUGGCUCUGUCGUGGCUGUCAAAAAUCUUCUCAACAACAAGGGUCAGGCAGAGAAAGAGUUUAAGGUGGAGGUUGAAGCCAUUGGAAAAGUGAAACAUAAGAAUUUGGUGGGGUUAGUUGGAUAUUGCGCAGAAGGUGCUCAAAGGAUGCUUGUUUAUGAAUAUGUUGACAAUGGAACAUUGGAACAGUGGCUGCAUGGUGAUGUAGGACCUGCUAGCCCCUUGACAUGGGAUAUAAGAAUGAAGAUUGCUGUUGGGACUGCAAAAGGGCUAGCCUACUUGCACGAAGGAUUAGAACCCAAAGUUGUCCACCGAGAUGUAAAAUCCAGUAACAUUCUUUUGGACAAAAAGUGGAAUGCUAAAGUAUCAGACUUUGGACUGGCCAAGCUCUUAGGGUCUGAGAAAAGCUAUGUGACAACGCGCGUAAUGGGGACAUUCGGAUAUGUUUCACCUGAGUAUGCAAGCACUGGUAUGCUUAAUGAGGGAAGCGAUGUGUAUAGUUUUGGGAUUCUACUGAUGGAGUUAAUUACAGGAAGGAGUCCCAUUGAUUAUUCUAGACCACCUGGAGAGAUGAACUUGGUUGAUUGGUUUAAGGGAAUGGUUGCAAGUCGACAUGGCGAUGAGCUAGUUGAUCCAUUAAUUGAUAUUCAGCCCUCUCCAAGAUCUUUGAAGCGAGCUUUACUGGUUUGUCUGCGCUGUAUAGACUUGGAUGUCAGUAAGCGACCAAAGAUGGGUCAAAUUGUUCAUAUGCUUGAGGCUGAUGAUUUCCCCUUCCGUUCUGAACUUCGAACAAAUAGAGAGAAAGAUCCUGCUGCUUCCAGUAAGAUUCCAUAUCCAACCAGGCAUGUGGAGCCCGCAGAUAAAUCAAGCUGGAGAUGAUUGUCUGUUGUGCUGCUCAUGGCAACCUGGAGAUCAAACUAUUUGUUCCAACGAUUUUCAAUUUAUUAUGAAAAAGUCAGAAGAGCCGUUGUGCAUAAAUAGUGUAGUUUCUUCUCUGUAGGUCCGUUUGAAUAUAUAUUUUGCUGUAUUGUAUGGCAUUGUCUUGUCAAGAAAUGAACCUUGUAAAUAUGAAUUUCCCACAACAUAUAAAUUUUAUCAGUCUACAUGAGAUAAAUAUGCUGAUAUUUAUUUAGGGAAUUUUUCGUCUGUACUUCA
Messenger RNA from Glycine soja, 1751 nucleotides. Its product is annotated as probable receptor-like serine/threonine-protein kinase At4g34500. The transcript has 7 exons. Gene Ontology annotation, biological process: protein phosphorylation. Lineage: Eukaryota; Viridiplantae; Streptophyta; Magnoliopsida; Fabales; Fabaceae. The record is from RefSeq and is a predicted model, not a curated record. Gene Ontology annotation, molecular function: ATP binding; protein kinase activity. The coding region runs from base 168 to 1475 and encodes 435 amino acids.